GGGCGCCGCCAUCUUUGUUAUGCGCAUGGAAUGAUGGGUAAUCUAGGGAAGCCCUAAAAAAUCCAACAUGGCUGCCGUCAGCUUGAAACCUAGCCAAGGAGAUGCUGAUGUUCAGGUGACCUAUGAGGACCAGCAGAAGAUCAACACAUUUGCAAACAAAAAUGCAAAACUUGUGGAACUCAAAGAGGAAAUUGAGGCGAAGCAGAAAGAGCUCCAGAACCUGGAGGAUGCCUCAGAUGACCUCCUGAUGGUGGAUGACGAGUCUGCACCAAUCCCAUACCGGAUAGGGGAGGUAUUUAUAUCCAUGCCACUGGAAGCAACACAGGAGAAGCUGGAAGAAGCCAAGACUCAGAUUCAACAGCAGAUUGCAGGCCUAAAUGCACAAGCAGAUGAAAUUAAGGGAGUUCUAGGAAAACUCAAAGUGGAACUUUAUGCCAAGUUCAGCAACAACAUCAACCUAGAGAUGGAUGAAGAUUAGAAAAUGCCUUUUACAUGUACAUGUAUAUCACUGAAUGAUUUCAGCAACAAAAGCGUGUGUUAAUCAUCAUACAAUAGGGAAUAUAAUGUAAAAUUUUUGUUUCCAUUGUCUAGCUCUCACAAAGCUGUAGGUAGUCUUAUGUCUGUUGAAGAUGAGUAUGUUCUUGUUACAUUUUCCUUCAUUUUGAUUUGUGCAUUUGACCUAAAUACUGUUUCAUAAGCACUGACUUCAUAUACAUUGUAUGUGUGAAUAUUUGAACCUUUUCUUGCAGUUGGUCACAUGUUUGUACAGAGUUACAUGCAGUGGGCUUCUUUAACCACUGAUUUAUGGUAUGCUGUGAUUGUCAGCACGUAAUAGAUAAGCAGAGCUAUACAUCAAACUGUAUUCUGUGAAUAUUUAUUUCUUCAAAUGCUAGCCUUUGUGUCAGACAAAUUCUGUGAACCUCUCAAUCACUGACUCAGACAUUGUAGUAAGUAGACACACUCCCAAAUUUUCAUCUGCAAAAGUACAUUAUACUGAUUAAACUUAGUUGGAACGAGGACGUUCUCCUUGGUUGGAAUCAAUAUCUGCUAUGACAAAAAGAGAAAUGACUUUACAAGGGACAUCAGGUCUUCUUCUUCUCCCUUUUAUAGCCCACAUCCAUGUUAUUGGUAAUGAAUAUGGGAGGGAGUCGCAUAGUGUGUAGAAGUCUGUGUUCAGUAACCAAUAAAAUCAAACUUCAUGGAUG
This is a messenger RNA of Branchiostoma belcheri (Belcher's lancelet), 1205 nucleotides long. Its product is annotated as prefoldin subunit 4-like. Gene Ontology annotation, cellular component: cytoplasm; prefoldin complex. The transcript is spliced from 4 exons. Gene Ontology annotation, biological process: protein folding. Lineage: Eukaryota; Metazoa; Chordata; Leptocardii; Amphioxiformes; Branchiostomatidae. The record is from RefSeq and is a predicted model, not a curated record. Bases 68 to 478 code for a protein of 136 amino acids.